This is a messenger RNA of Seminavis robusta, 2151 nucleotides long. The record is from the annotation of a GenBank genome assembly. NCBI's taxonomy places the organism in Eukaryota, Bacillariophyta, Bacillariophyceae, Naviculales, Naviculaceae.
AUGAGGCACAGUACCAGUAAUGAAGGCCCUGCUUCGGGGCAGAUCGUUAGUUUCCCCACCGAUGCUUCACUGAACGACUCUUUGAGCUCCUUGGGAUCGUUCAUGUCGUUUGAAGACGAAUCGGAGCAAUUCUCUGUUGAGAUCCAGGUCGAGUUUGAGGUGGAUAUGCAAGCAAUUCCUAGACUAGGGCCCAUCAAGAAGCGAUCCAGACCUCGAUCUUAUGGCCACCGGAUCCCCACCACCCCCGUCUCCAUGGGCGGAAGCCCGCUCUCUCGAACUCAUUCUUCUCCUGACCUGGCAGAAGGAGCAAGUCCCAGAGUAGCUCUUCCGUCCAGAUGGAGGAGCAAGAGUUGUGAAUCCAGUCCUGCCGCUCCGCAACGAUCCUCACGAAGACUCAUGGGUGGUAACGGCAGAGCUCGCCCCACCAUUGCCACUGGCAAGGAUGCGACGAGCGACAGUCUUGAUUGUGGCAGCGCUCACAGCGCCACCAGCCUAAAGCUCAAGAGUCUCUUGCAACAGCAGCAACUUGCUUCCUCACGGUGGGCUCCCGAUGAAUCGCACGGCGGCGGCAACAACCAGAACAACAACAGUAGCAUCAGUGGAAGGUGGCAAGAUUCGGUUGCCACCUGUAAUGAAAGCGUGUCUCGUUGGAGUACUUCGUUUACAUCCUCGCAAAUGGAUCAACUCUCCACGAAACCACGAUUUCCACGCCGCAAGACUAGCGGGCUCAUUGUGGGAGGAACCAUGGUGAAUACAGACAACGUCAAGGCAGCCGCUGGCAAGAACACAGAGUGGCAGAGCAACAACGGCAGUCAAAACAUGUUUCACAACAGCAGUGGGGGUAGUCAAUGGGAUUUGACAGAUACCACAGCCACAGAGACGGCUUCCUUUGCCACUGGACGGGCGACAACGGGGUCGUCCGCCAUUGAAGACUUUUCCACGGAGAGUGCUGGCUCUAGAUCCACAAAUAAGGUUGAGGUGGACUUUGGCAGCUUUGUGCCCAGCACCCCCGAAACCCCGUCUGCUGCUGUCCCCAGGACCACCAGACCCAGGCCUCAACUGCCAAACCGUCAAAAGAGUUUCCGAAGGGGCAUGAGUAUGGCAUUGGUCGCCAAGGCGGCUUUUGUCAACAGACGAGCCAAGUUUGUCAAGCAAAGGAGUGAACCUUCACUACCGGAUCGACAAGCGAGUGAUUUGACAUUGACAUCCAGGGCGUCAUCCUGUAUAUCCGAGGACGACACGACUGCUUCCGGUUCCGACCAGAAGAAGUCUAGCUAUCGAAGGCAGCGGUCCAUGCCCUUGCCAUACGCUAGGAUCUCGACGAAAUCUGAGGAGAAACCAGUUGUCAAGACAAGCGCUCCUGCACCCACUUUGGUGCAAACGUAUGGGCUAGCAGACCUUCGAAAGCAAAAGAGUCUCUCCUGCCUUUCCAUCGAUGUCCCUCAUCUUCCCGAACGACAGGUUAGCGAAACGUCGACAUUGCUGGGCGACUCAAGUCGUGACAGAGGCACCAACACUGGGGCCCUCCAAAAGCAAAAGUCACUGUCGCAUCUUGCACUGACUUUACCGCGGCGGCUACCCAGCGAAGCAUCACUCAGGUCUCUGAACCCCGGCGAAAGUGACAGCCCUGAAGAAGCAUCCGACAGCAGCUCUUACGAGGGCCUAUUGGACUGUUCCACCAGAGUAGUUCUUGCUGGUCCACCUUCACCACCCAAAAGACAAGUCAGCCGAGAGUUUAGCGGCCACAGCAAAAGUAGUAGCCAUUCGAAGACAACAACAACUCGUCUUACAAAUAUGAAUAGUACUCCCAAGGUGCCGCAGGUUCUGGACGAUACACCAAUCGUCAUAACGGCAGAAAACCGGCGCCUGUCUUUGACCAAGCAAUGGAGCGAGCCAAAUGCUUUGUCGCUCAAGAAGCUCAUGUUGGAGACUCGGGAGCCGCCAGCAUCGGAUUGUCGGUCUCUGGAUUCUCUGCUCUUGCUCGAACGACCGAAUAAACGACAGGCGUUACUGGCAUCAUGGGGACAAGGGGACCCACAUGACGCCUCAACACCCGACUUGAUUGCGGAGUGCGGGCGACUAUUCCUGCCACUGGCGCAACAUCGGUUGCCCCCAGAACGGUCUUGCUCUUGUUCUGGAGGUUCAGCCUAG